AUGUAUAUGUAAUAUAUUUGUAUAGUUUAUACAUAAGUACUCAGAUGCUAAAAAUUAUAUCAAUUGAAGUUUGGUUUUAUUUAUAAUAUAUAAAAUUUUAUACAUAUAAAGUAAAGACGACAAAAAAUUAUAAAUGACUCCUUAAUUUCUGUCAUAAGAAAAAACAUUACAUAAGAAAUCUAUUCUACUUUUCGUCUGUGGUAUUAAUUUAAAGUGAACUGUUUACAUUGCGAAAAAAUUAUCUUCAGAUUGAUUUAAAUUGUAAAUAUAUUUUUAUGAAAUUUACAAAAAUAUAUAUUUUAAGAAAAAUUAAGAACAAUUUCAUAAAGUGCAUAUAGUGAUAAAUUAAAUUAAUAUUUUUUUUAUUUAAAACGAUAUUUAAACAUCAACACAGCAGACAUGAAAGAAGGACACAACGUGUCCAAUAUAAAAGAUGAUUAUAUUCAUGAAAAUGGAGAGGCUGUAAAUACGGUUAAUACAGAGGAAUCUCCAGCAAAGCAGAAAUUGCGUGGAUGGCUAAAUCGAAAUUUAAGAAUAAAAAUGACAGAUGGCCGUGUUUUAAUAGGUGCAUUCUUAUGUACUGAUCGUGAUGCCAAUGUGAUUUUAGGAUCAUGUUCAGAAUUUCUAUCAGAGGACCAUACAGAAGCAAGAACUCUUGGUUUAGUAAUGAUACCUGGUAGACAUAUUGUAACAAUACAUCUUGAUGCUUGAGCAAUUGUGUUUGUUUUGCUUGAAAUUAACUAUAGAAGUUAUUAUUUUUCAUUUUCUUUUUGAAUUAUAUAAUUUUAUUUCUGUAUUUUUUAAAAUUUAUAUACAUAAUAAUAUGAACUAAAUUUCAAAAAAAUGAAAUGUAUAAGUAAUUUAUUUUUAACAUAUUAUUUCUGUUUAUUGUAUAAAAUCUUAAACAUAAAUUUUAAAUUAUAAACAAAAAAUAUUUUACUACAUUAAGUUAAUUUAUUAAUUUUUACUUUAUCUGCAGACUUGGUAUCUGUUUUAUUAGCUAUAAAAAAAAUAAAAUAAAAUUAAAAUGAA
Molecule: messenger RNA, 1032 nt
Organism: Apis cerana (Asiatic honeybee)
Lineage: Eukaryota; Metazoa; Arthropoda; Insecta; Hymenoptera; Apidae
Gene: Sbat
Product: LSMD1 domain-containing protein Sbat
Cellular component (GO): NatC complex
Molecular function (GO): RNA binding
Source: RefSeq, a predicted model, not a curated record